AUGGCAGGCAAGCGGAAGAGGAGUGGACAGCUUUGCGUCACCAACGCAUGCACGAAGGUAGCGCGCAGCAAGAAUCACUGCGUGGAGCACGGAGGCGGCCGCCGUUGCCUGACAGAAGGAUGCACAAAGUCGGCUGCUGGCAAGACAGACCAUUGCGUAGAGCACGGAGGCGGCCACCGGUGCCUGACAGAAGGAUGCACAAAGUCGGCUGCUGGCAAGACGGACCGCUGCAUAGAGCACGGAGGCGGCCGCCGGUGCUUGACUGAGGGCUGCAAGAAGUCUGCACAGGGCAAGACAGACCACUGCAUAGAGCACGGAGGCGGCCGCCGGUGCCUGACUGAGGGAUGCACAAGAGGGGCACAGGGGAAGACGGACCACUGCAUAGAGCACGGAGGCGGCCGCCGGUGCCUGACUGAGGGAUGCACAAAAGGGGCACAGGGGAAGACGGACCACUGCAUAGAGCACGGAGGUGGCCGACGGUGCCGGACCAGGGGUUGCACGAAAGCUGCACGGGGCAAAACGGACCACUGCGUGGAGCAUGGGGGCGGCCGCCGUUGUGAGAGAAGCGGGUGCACAAAAUCAGCAGCAGGCAAAACGGCGCACUGUGUAGAACAUGGGGGCGGCAGCCGGUGCCUGACCGAUGGGUGCACAAAGUCGGCCGUUGGCAUGACGGACCACUGUGUGGAGCACGGAGGCGGGAAUCGCUGCAUUGUCUGCUCUGGAGUGUCCGUUCCUUUCUCUGGUGGGGCUUGCUACUCGUGCCGGUCUGGCACGUCUCUCAAGAAGUGGGAGACAUUGACCACCCAAUGGCUCCGCAACCUGGACUGGCCCUGGUCCUAUAACGACGAGACGCUCCCGUGCGCCAAUGCAAUGUCUACACGGGACAAGUCGUGCAUCAAGCGCCCCGACUACGUCUUCGUCUUUGAGACGCACGCUGUCAUCCUUGAGGUCGACGAGAAUUACCACCGCUACUACGAGAUCUCGUGCGAAGUAGACCGCAUGGGCAAAAUCAAGGAUCUUGUGAGGCUCCCGCUGCACUUUGUGCGCUUCAACCCGGCCAAGACGCGCUACCCGCUCCUCAAAGACCUCCUCGAACGCCUCUUUCGGGACCCUGAAGGGGCACAGAACGCUGCAGGCGUUCUCGUGCACUUUGUUGGUUACCCAGAGGAUAGGAUUCAGGACCUCGAAGAUCAGGAGGAGUUCUGUUAUGAGUACGAGAGGAUUGCAUGCAGGGCUGCGAUGUAG
Molecule: messenger RNA, 1245 nt
Organism: Klebsormidium nitens
Lineage: Eukaryota; Viridiplantae; Streptophyta; Klebsormidiophyceae; Klebsormidiales; Klebsormidiaceae
Source: the annotation of a GenBank genome assembly